This is a messenger RNA of Cuculus canorus (common cuckoo), 3433 nucleotides long. It is a transcript of the gene EZR, whose product is annotated as ezrin. Bases 393 to 2153 code for a protein of 586 amino acids. Gene Ontology annotation, molecular function: actin binding; cell adhesion molecule binding. Gene Ontology annotation, cellular component: filopodium; microvillus; adherens junction. Gene Ontology annotation, biological process: regulation of cell shape; regulation of organelle assembly; positive regulation of protein localization to early endosome. The transcript is spliced from 13 exons. The record is from RefSeq and is a predicted model, not a curated record. NCBI's taxonomy places the organism in Eukaryota, Metazoa, Chordata, Aves, Cuculiformes, Cuculidae.
GGCUGGGAAGGGGCCUCGGACACGGCGGGUCCGCGCCCGGCGGGUCCCAGUGCGGCGCCGGCACCUGUUGCCCGCGGCUCCCCAGCCGCCCCUGGCCCCGCGGGGGAUGCCCGGGGGGAGCGAGAGGCUCGGUGCUCGGGUCCCCUCCCCGCCGAGGGUGCCGGGGCGCGGCCGGCGGGGGGGCGGCGGGCGGCGAUGGCAGCGGCUGAGUCACGGCCGCGGCCCCACCUGCGUACUUAAAGCGCCGCCGGCGCCCUGCGCCGCACUCGGGCUGCGCUGCCGCCGGACGCCCUGCCGCUCCUCCUCCCCGUCACAGGGUUCUCGGCCGAGACGCAGCGGCCGCUGCAUGAACGUUUGCCUCGGGAGUAAGAGAAGCGCCAGCAGCCCUCAAAAUGCCGAAGCCGAUCAAUGUUCGAGUUGUUACUAUGGAUGCAGAGCUGGAGUUUGCCAUCCAGCCAAACACUACAGGCAAGCAGCUGUUUGACCAGGUGGUUAAAACCAUAGGUUUGCGAGAAGUGUGGUACUUUGGUCUUCAGUAUGUGGACAACAAAGGAUUCCAGACUUGGCUGAAGCUUGACAAAAAGGUUUCCGCUCAAGAAAUCAGAAAAGAGAAUCCCCUCCAGUUCAAAUUCCGUGCCAAGUUCUUCCCUGAGGAUGUGUCUGAAGAGCUGAUCCAGGACAUCACGCAGAAGCUCUUCUUCCUGCAGGUGAAGGAAGGGAUUCUCAGCGAUGAGAUCUACUGUCCUCCUGAAACAGCAGUACUUCUCGGCUCCUAUGCUGUGCAGGCCAAAUUUGGAGAUUACAACAAAGAUGUACACAAGCCUGGAUACCUUAAUUCAGAGCGUAUGAUCCCCCAAAGGGUGAUGGACCAGCACAAACUUUCCAGAGAGCAGUGGGAAGAACGGAUCCAGGUGUGGCACGCUGAACACAGUGGCAUGCUCAAAGAGAAUGCCAUGCUGGAAUACCUGAAGAUUGCUCAAGACCUGGAGAUGUAUGGAAUCAACUACUUUGAGAUCAAGAAUAAGAAAGGAACUGACCUUUGGCUGGGAGUUGACGCCUUGGGGCUCAACAUCUAUGAAAAGGAUGAUAAACUGACUCCAAAGAUUGGGUUCCCGUGGAGUGAAAUCAGAAACAUCUCUUUCAAUGACAAGAAGUUUGUUAUAAAGCCUAUUGACAAGAAGGCACCAGACUUUGUGUUUUAUGCUCCUCGCCUGAGAAUUAACAAGAGGAUCCUGCAGCUCUGCAUGGGCAACCAUGAGCUGUACAUGCGGCGCAGGAAGCCCGACACCAUUGAGGUGCAACAGAUGAAAGCCCAGGCCCGGGAGGAGAAGCACCAGAAACAACUGGAAAGGCAACAACUAGAAAAUGAAAAGAAGAAGAGGGAGACGAUUGAGAGAGAGAAAGAGCAAAUGUUGAGGGAGAAGGAGGAGCUGCUGGUGAGGCUACAAGAGUAUGAGGUGAAGACUCAGAAAGCAGAGAAAGAGCUCUCAGAUCAGAUCCAAAGAGCCAUUCAGCUGGAGGAGGAGAGGAGACGAGCCCAGGAGGAAGCAGAACGCUUGGAAGCUGAUCGUUUGGCUGCUCUGAAGGCCAAGGAAGAGCUGGAGAGACAAACUAUGGACCAGAUAAAGAGCCAGGAACAGCUGGCUACAGAGCUUGCAGAGUAUACAGCCAAGAUUGCACUUCUUGAAGAGGCAAGGAGGCGUAAAGAGAGUGAGGUUGAGGAGUGGCAAAUCAGAGCUAAGGAAGCCCAGGAGGAUCUGGUGAAGACAAAGGAGGAGCUACACCUAGUAAUGACUGCUCCGCCUCCACCCCCACCGCCUGUCUAUGAGCCAGUGAACUACCAUGUCCACGAUAACCUGCAAGAUGAAGGAUCUGAGUACUCUGCCUACAGCGCAGAGUUCUCCAGCGAGGGGAUCAAGAACGACCGCAACGAGGAGAAACGUGUUACCGAAGCAGAGAAGAACGAGCGUGUACAGAGGCAGCUGAGGGCACUGACAGAUGAGCUGGCCCAAGCUAGAGAUGAAAAUAAGAGGACCCAAAAUGAUAUUAUCCACUCAGAGAACAUGCGACAGGGACGUGACAAGUACAAAACACUGCGGCAGAUCCGGCAAGGCAACACCAAGCAGAGAAUUGAUGAGUUUGAGGCGAUGUAAUAAUGCUUAUAACACAAAGGCCGAACUGUGGGAAAGGCAGAUCUUAAUGCUAUGUUCUUGGUUUGGGUUUUUUUGUUGUGGGUUUUUUUUUCCCCCUGAGGAGGGGGUCACUGUAUGACACUUGACAAAUGUUCUAUAGACUCAGAGGUGUUUGACUAUCCCUUUUAUUCCAUACCUUCUAUUAAAUUUGGUAUAGUUAAAAACUCAUUGUACCACUGAUCCUGGAAACUUGCUCAUGCCUUUGCUUAGUGCCAAAAGGCCUUAUGUCACAUCUCUCUUUAAGCAAGACAGAUUUUAAUAGGCUGUGCUUCUAGUUGAAGACACGUAUCCUGGGCAAGUGCUGGAUUCAGCUUGGUCUAAAAAUAAGCAAGUGUGGAUGACUUUUGUGCCAUACGUCUUUGUAUUAUUAGUUACAGCGUGAAGCCUAACAGUUGAGAAGACAGGCUGUAGAACUCAGGAUCUGCAAGCACCUGUACGUCUGUCUGUACGUGCUUGCACAUGUAUUUGUACACCCUGUUUUUUCCCUUGGGCUUGAUGCCUAUGUUCUGCCCCCACCCCUCGCCCACAGAAGAACUGACAACACCUCAGAACUACUUUGUAGAAAUCAGGCUUUUUCUGGUUGCUGUUCUCAACUGGAGAAAUUCUUCAGUGUUGGCUCAGAAGUGUGGCACAGGGACACUGAUACCCUCCUCGCAUAACUCUGUUGGAAUCUAAUACACUACUGUGUGUGCAUUCCAGCUUCAUUGCUGAUCAGUUAUAGUGUAGUAUUUAUAUAUAUAUAUAAACCAUGCAAUAUGUGGAUUGCAGUACCAGUUUAAAGGGAAAUAGUUUUGCUCUGUAUAUUUUGUUACUUUUCAGAUUUAACAUGACUUGCAUCUGUAAAAAUGCCUAAACAACACUGUAGUCUGAUACAGUGCAGCUGAUUGUUUGCUAUAAAGCAUUAUUUGUAAAGAUAAUUUUUUUACUUAAUGAAAAUUGUUCUAUGUACACAUGAUCCGACAGAUACAAUACUACUGCACCUAUUUUUCUAACAAAUUUUCUAAUGUUUUUUUUUUAAUGUUUGAUUUAAAGUUUCAGACUCCAAAGAUGAAGGGACUGCUUGUUCUAUCACAGUUGUAUUCUCUCUAGUAGAGAGCAUUUCUGUGACCUUUCCUUCCCCACUGAUCUCCCCCCUUUCCUUGAAAAUGUGUUAGAAAGUGAGAUACAGUAUGUUGUCAGCUCUUCUUUUACAUUUACAACAUCUCUGCUGCUUUAUUCUCCAGUUGAAUCUUGUGUAGUUU